Molecule: messenger RNA, 4391 nt
Organism: Solea solea (common sole)
Lineage: Eukaryota; Metazoa; Chordata; Actinopteri; Pleuronectiformes; Soleidae
Gene: mnta
Product: MAX network transcriptional repressor a
Exons: 6
Coding region: 209-2038 (609 amino acids)
Biological process (GO): regulation of transcription by RNA polymerase II
Molecular function (GO): DNA-binding transcription factor activity, RNA polymerase II-specific; protein dimerization activity; RNA polymerase II cis-regulatory region sequence-specific DNA binding
Source: RefSeq, a predicted model, not a curated record
CUUUGAGCGCCAUCUUGUUUGUAACUGCCCUACGUAAGUACGUGGUGGAGUUUGUUUGGCGGGGGUGUCCGGUUACAGCUUCAGUCUGGGGACCUCUCCCUGUGCUGCCCGGGUGUUUAUCACGUUUACUCUGUCGCCUUUCGGCUUUAACUGAAAUAAAAUCCAGAUACAGAAAACUAAAGACACCGUUUUUUUCACGGGGACAGAAAUGAGCAUCGAAACGCUCCUGGAAGCAGCCAAAUUUUUGGAGUUGCAAGCCCAGCUACAACAGAAAGCACGUGAGGAUGAACUUAAGGAAACGUUUCAUCUGGAGCAGUGGACAGUGCAGAGGCACUCUGCAAUAUUUAACUCAUCAGCCCACAUCAACAAUGUUUUUAAAGCAGAGCAGUGCCAACCGGCCCCUGUAGCAUCCACUCUGUCUGCUCCAACUAUGGCUAUCACUGUCAUCCCCAUCCCCAUGGUCACCAACAACCCCACAGGCUCUCCCACUCUGCCUGUUUCCACACCCUCCCCUCCUGCUGCUCCUCCACUGGCCUCCCCAAAGAGAGACCCUUACUCCCCCAAGGAGGAAAGUGCACCUGCCCUGCUGAGCUCUUCACAGCCCAAGCCUGACCAGCAAACAUCUGUGCUGACCACCGGCCACAAGCAGCCACUCCAGAACCACCACCACCACCAGCUCAUCGCACCAUCUAAUGACACCACACUGCAGCAGCAGACACACCAGCAGCUGGCCCAGCACUUUGUUGGCUCCAUUGUGUCACCUCCACAGCAACACACCUUACUCUCACAACUGAGCCCUGUCCUCCAGCAGGCUCCCCUACAGAAUGGCUCUCUCUGCCGGGGAAGUCCUCCUGAUGACAGCCGCCUGCUCGACAACAAGAAAAGGCCAGGAGGGGCAGGCACAAGAGAAGUGCAUAACAAGCUUGAGAAGAACAGACGAGCUCAUUUGAAGGAGUGCUUCGAGACGCUGAAAAAGAACAUCCCCAACAUUGAUGAGAAGAAGACCUCCAAUCUGAGUGUGCUGAGAAGUGCUCUGAGAUACAUUCAGACGUUGAAGCGGAAAGAGAAGGAGUACGAGCACGACAUGGAGCGACUGGCCAGAGAGAAGAUAGCGACGCAGCAACGAUUAGCAGAGCUGAAGAACGAUCUGAGCCAGUGGAUGGAUGUGAUUGAGAUCGAUCGCAUGCUCCGACAGACGGUGCAGCCUGAAGAGGACCAGGCCUCAACCUCUACUGCCUCAGAAGGUGAAGACAUUAUGGACGAUGACCUAGAUGUGGAGACUACACCAAGAGCACAGACUGCCUUACCAACCGUGCCUCAAACCAUGAAACCUGAGCUGCACAAGAGUGCAGCACCCACUCAAACCCGAACACUGACACCCGCCACCACCUCUACCUCCUUCAUUACCCAGCACAUUUCCAUCCAGCACAAAACUCACCUGCCCCAGCCUCAGCCAAUGAAUUUUCCACCGCCUGUGUCCAAGCCUGCAGCUCCACUGACAAUCACGGCAUCUAGCACUCCCGCCAUUCCCAGUCAGCCCUUGAUCCCCACCCAGACACAGGUGGUGACCACAGCCAGCCUGCACCCCACAGUGAUCGCCCACGCCUCUGUAUCCCACCCCUCAGUCAUCCAAGCAGUCAACCAUGUCAUCCAGGGAGGGGGACACAAACACAUUGCCCACUUGGCUCCCUCCACCACUAGCUCUGUUCAUCUGGCCCCAGGCCACCCACCCAUCGGUCACAUCACCGUGCACCCCUUGGCACACCUGAGUCAGCAUCUUCCUGCCCUCUAUCCCCAACCGGUGGCCGUCACACAAUCAGCUGUGGUUGGACACAUCACCCACACAAUAAACCGUGCCCACCCCCAGAUGAAUGGCACCACACCCAGCCAAGCGACCGCCACCAUCAUUGGCAAGCAGACAGCAGUAAGCACCCAAAUGGUGGCUCACCACCCACAGCUGGUGGGUCAGACGGUGCUCAACCCUGUGACAAUGGUGACCAUGCCCUCCUUCCCCAUCAGCACUCUGAAACUGGCCUGAGCACUGGCAGCAGAACCACCAGGCUACAGAGACGCCCCGCGAUGGGGGACAACCACGGGCCACAGACCAGGCCGUCAACAAAGCCCACUGUGAAGACAGAACGGCCAAACGCCUCACUGAUCCGUCGUGUAGUGACAGUACAUCACAGCUGUUUAAAAAAAGAAGAAAAAGAAGACGAACAUUCCUUAAAACAAUGUGGAGAAACUACCACAGUGCCCUUUAAUCCUCAAUGUUGGGAUAUGUCAGGCUGCAUGUGGGUCAAAGUCAUGACGUGUGUUUGGGGCAGUACUUGGUGGGCAGAGCAGCAGUUUCAGUACUUCACCUUGGGUUUGUUAUCACAGAUGAAGGAGUGUUAGUUGUUAGGGCUGUCGUGGUUACUGCAAUACCAUGUUGACAUGGUAUUGUGUAAGUGCACACACACACUUAACUUUAUGAUUUACAGUGAGAAAACACAAGUAAAACAGUUUAAACUGAGCCAAUUUAAAAGCGGAUGCGUCUCAAGGAACACGUUGUACUCUGUGACACACUCUCUCUCUCGCUCCCCCCCUCUCGCUCUGAAGUAUGGAGGGUUUCUCAACUUCAUGUAGUAAGAAGAGAAAUUCUAUACCACAAUAGCCCUAAUAGUCAUUUUCACUAGAGUUGUGCAGUUUUGUGCUGCCAGUACACUAUAACGUGUCUGUAGAACAGUGGAUAAACUCCCUCUCAUCUCUUUGGCAGCUGUGGAUGAACCAAUGUCAGGUCAUGUAGUGAAAAGGCUGCUGCGGCUCUGUAAUAGAUCACAGUGGUGGAACAGUCACAUCCAACACGUUGGGAAUGUGAUUCAGCUGAGCUCCUCCUCCUCUCCGGCAGAGGCACAUGCUGCAGGGCUGCAGCAAAAUCCUGGCCUGGCCUCCAACCACCCACACAGGAGCUGCAGUCCUGUGGUGACAUGUUCAGUAAUAGCACCAUCUGCUGGAUGUUUGUGCUUAUUUAAUACUGUUAUCCUUUUGGGAUGAUGGUUAAAAAAAAAAAAAAAACUUGAUUUGCUGAUGGAUGUCACUAAAAUAAUUAUGCAGUUUUACAGAGGUUUGUUUUUUUGUGUUGGAGUUAAAGGACAAUCAAAUUGUUAUAUCUUCAAACUGUACACUAAGCACAAGAGCACGUUCUAGGAUGAGGUUGUUUUUGUCACAGCUGCUUUGUUUUAAAAAAAUGCUUUUUGUCAAUUAUGAUCAUCUACAUAUGACGGCUAAUGAUAAACACCAGAACGCAGUUGGUGUGAGUAAAUGCUAAUUGUGUCAAAGAUUAAAAAAAAACACAAAGUUCAGUGUUUAGAGAUUUUGAAUGUGAAAAAACCUUUCAAAGGUCUAUACAAUGUAGUAAAGUGUGUUUAUUUGCCGUCGUGUUGGUUCAAAUGUUAACCGACUGUGUGUCUGCAUGUUGUGAAUGCACGCCAUGGCUUAAUUUAUGUAGCAAACAUCAUGAAAUGUUUUUGGCACAAAGCUGAAGCUUUGGUUUGGUUCAACACAAAGUGACGUCAAUGCAAUCAAUGUUUUUUUUGUAUUUACCAUCCUUUUUUUGCAAAGUUAUCACUGUGAAAAUUCAUUUCUGUCAGUCUCCACGAGCAGCACAACCACAGUUUAGCACAGCAACACGCUGCGCUUUCUUUAUUCAAUUUGAAUGUACUGAUCUGAUACUGACGACGAGCCCACUCGGGUGUUUAUCCCGUUUUGUUUUUAAUGGAAGCAAAUACUUUAUUUAAGUACCAUUUAUGCUAAGUGUAACAUUUAAAGCUGAUUUUGUAUUUCAAGAUUUACUAUUUCUUGUUUAGUUCAGAGAAUACAUUUGGUUCAGUGUCAUUUUUAUAAUUAUAGCUUUUUCUUUUCUUUUUUUUCCUUUUCCUGGGACCAUGUUCAGUGCUGUAUAUCAGGGCAGACCUCCCAUGUUGAUACCACAUUUGGCCACUUUGGAAAGUAGUCACCCUUUAAUUUUUUUGUGUUUUGUUCUGAUGCAGUAUGAUUACAGCGGGGACUUUUUUUUUAAAUUCUGUAAAUGCAAAGAAAGAAGACUAUUCUGCGUACAUGUUCAAAUUGUAAGCAAAAAAAAAAAAAAUCUGACCAAACACCACAACACAUUUUAAAUCAUACUGCAGUGAAACAAAGAAAGUUAACAGGGAUUGACAUACUUGAAGAAGCAACAAUAUACCUGUCUUUUCCCUAUGGAGAAAGUUUAAGUUGUACAUAGCCUGUAAAUGUUGGGCUGCAUCAAGAUCUAAAUGUAUUGUGUAAACAGGGGAAAAUAUCAAAUUAUGAAUUUAUAAAAAAUAUAUAUAUACAUAUAUAUAUACUUAAAUAAUAAAAUGUAUUAUGUUUGAAAA